UCACGACGUGACGUUUUAGCUAACGGCUGUCAGUCUCUAUUUUGAGCGUUUUAUUAUUCAUGCGAAAAUUCCGAUAUAGCCCAAAAGGAAAUAUACAUGCGCCCUACUCAAAAAUAUCAGUAAUGGCUGGCGUAAAAAUCCAAUUGGAAUCAAUAGGUACAGAGCAUUGACCUGGAUUGUCACGUGGUUGCAUGUUUUCAUUGAUUGCCAUUCACCCGUUUCUCUCUCAGGGCCCAGGGAAAGAGUCGUCACGCGGAGGUCGUGAACGCUGUGCAGGCGCAAUGGGAAUUCUCGCCACUUCGAUCACAAACGACUCUAUCAUUAUACCAAUGGGAUUUUAUGUUAUCGGAUUUACGGAUUUAAAAUUUGCCAAUUUAUAUAUAAUUUUCCUCAGCUUCAUUUAUAUUGAAACGGUUUUGUGCAACUCCUUUAUAAUUUCCAUCAUAUGGAUGGACCAUCGCCUACACACUCCAAAGUACAUCGCGGUGGCUAAUUUAGGGGUUGUUGACUUGAUGUGUAGUACAUCCUUUAUUCCUAGUGCGAUUAAGACUGUUGUCACAAAAGAUACCUUCAUGUCCUACAAUGCAUGUUUGACACAGAUGUUUUUUUACUAUUGUUCUGUAGCACUAGAGUCAUUUUCCCUCGGUGUACUUGCCUACGACAGGUUAAUUGCGAUAUGCUUCCCAUUGAGGCAUAGUUCCAUUAACACUCUCACAAGCAUGAUGAGUAUUUUAGCGAUUGUUUGGUCAUUUUCCAUGAGCAUCAUGGUGUUCAUGGUCUUGAUCUUGUUAAAACUGUCUUUUUGUGAUUCACUUACUGUGCACAACUUUAUCUGUGAGUACGCAGCUGUGUCCAGUCUAUCGUGCAAUGAUUAUACACUGCAAUGGGCUGCUGGCUCUACUUUGAGUAUAGUGAUCUUGUUUGGGCCCCUUAGUUUCAUUGUCGUGUCAUACGGCUGGAUUUUAAGAGUCGUGUUUAGAAUGAAAACUGUGGAGAGCAGGUACAAAGCACUGGCAACCUGCACAGAGCAUCUCACCGUGGUGGCCAUUUUCUACGUGCCGACCAUAACGGUGUACAUCAUUGAGCUUUUCUUAUUUCACAUGCAUCCAAAUGUCAAAAUGGUGAACCAGUCAUUAGCCUCAUGCAUCCCGGCUUGUCUGAACCCCAUCGUGUAUACCCUGGCAACCAAAGAAAUCAAGAACAGAAUACUGGCUAUGCUGCAGAAAUUUAGAGCAGCAUCAUGGGCAGGGCAGCCAUACAGCCGAAGGUUGCAGUAAAUUUAGAUUUACACAAAAGUCACUGGAGCAACUACAAAACACAGGUCCGAUAAGGUGCAAUAUUAUGCAAGUUAUUUAUAGUCAUGAAAAAAUGUCUCCAUAUGAACUGUG
This is a messenger RNA of Anguilla rostrata (American eel), 1388 nucleotides long. RefSeq names its product olfactory receptor 5F1-like. Gene Ontology annotation, biological process: G protein-coupled receptor signaling pathway; detection of chemical stimulus involved in sensory perception of smell. The transcript has a single exon. Bases 192 to 1277 code for a protein of 361 amino acids. Gene Ontology annotation, cellular component: membrane. NCBI's taxonomy places the organism in Eukaryota, Metazoa, Chordata, Actinopteri, Anguilliformes, Anguillidae. The record is from RefSeq and is a predicted model, not a curated record. Gene Ontology annotation, molecular function: olfactory receptor activity; G protein-coupled receptor activity; odorant binding.